AUCGCAAUCCAUUAGGGAGGGCUUCUGGAUUACGUUGAGAGAAAUUCUGAUGUUAUCAUACAAUUUUGGAUCACCCAGAUAGAAUAGAAUCGUGAUCCCUACUACGCUCCUCCUUGUGACGUCGGUUCAUUCAGAAUAAUAAAAGGCGGAGGUACCGCUUUACUCCAGGACAGAAUUAAGCAGUGUUCGAAGGAGCUAAGGCACGGAAGUAACUGGAGUUUACAAGUAACCUGUUCGCCUCAAGAGCCACUCCAUUCGGAUUUUAAUCUGGGAUAGAUAUACCACCCUGAAGGGUUUGUAUAAUAAUCCCAGGUUCUCCGACAUGAUGUUCCAAGGCUUCACCGCUGACUACGACGCCUCUUCCUCCCGCUGCAGUAGUGCUUCCCCGGCGGGGGACAGUCUCACCUACUAUCCUUCUCCCGCGGACUCGUUCUCCAGCAUGGGCUCGCCUGUUAACCCACAGGAUUUCUGCACGGAGCUAACUGCCUCCAGCACUAACUUUGUCCCUACGGUGACUGCCAUCUCCACAAGUCCUGACUUGCAAUGGAUGGUCCAACCAACUCUGAGCUCUUCGGUGGCCCCUUCGCAGAAUCGCACCCAUCCUUAUGGGCUCGCUGCUUCUCAAACUGGUGUAUACCCAAGAGCUGGAAUAGUCAAGACGACUGGAAACAGAGGGCAAAGCAUUGGCAGAAGGGGCAAAGUUGAACAGCUGACGCCAGAAGAGGAGGAGAAAAGGCGGAUUCGGAGAGAAAGGAACAAGAUGGCAGCCGCUAAAUGCCGCAACCGGAGAAGGGAGCUGACCGAUACCUUGCAAGCGGAAACCGACCAACUGGAGGAGGAGAAGUCCGCGCUCCAGACAGAAAUCGCCAACCUGCUCAAAGAGAAGGAGAAGCUGGAAUUCGUGCUGGCUGCUCACCGCCCUGCCUGCAAGAUCCCCGAGGAGUUACAGUUCUCGGAAGAGCUGGCGGUCUCUUCCCUGGAUCUGUUGGCCGAUGCGCCCGUGGCCAGCUCUCCCGAGUCCGAAGAGGCGGCUUUCGCCCUCCCGCUACUGCCGGAGCCGACCCGGGCAGAGCCCGCCAGGGAGAGCAAUGGCUUGGAGCUGAAGGCCGAGCCUUUCGACGACUUCUUCACCCGCUCCGCCCGCGGGACGCCGCGCUCUGUACCCGACAUGGAUCUGUCCGGCUCUUCUUCCUUUUACGCCGCGGACUGGGAGCCCCUGGGGCCAGCGGUCACCGCGGAUCUGGAGCCCCUUUGCACUCCGGUGGUGACCUGCACGCCCUGCCCCAGCACCUACACCUCCUCCUUCGUCUUCACUUACCCGGAGACCGAGUCUUUCCCCAGCUGCGCAGCGGCUCAUAGGAAAGGAAGUAGCAGCAACGAGCCCUCUUCCGACUCCCUCAGCUCCCCUACUUUGCUGGCUUUGUGAAGGGACUGAGUCCCCGAGCAAUAAUCGCGGGGCUGGGUGAAAUCAUCGUUCCUACCCCGUCUUGCUGCUGCCGCUACUGCUGCUGCCGCUGCUGUUCCUGCAUGGGGCCUUAGGCCGCAAAGGAGCCACUCUCGGAGUCCCAAGGCCUGGGGAAGACGAAGCGCCUCCAUGCUGGCGUGAGGUACGGGCAGCCCAUCUGGAGUGAAAUGACUUUGCUGAAGGACUGCUUCGCAGCCUCUCACAAGGCCCGAUUCUUCUUCCAGAGAUGUAGCAAAUCGCAUGGAAUCUGUCUUGUCCCCACCCAUGAGAACUAGCAGUUUCAUAGCAUGUUCAACAUGGCUGGGUUGGUGACUCCCUUCCCUCCUUACUAUUCACUAGCAUUAGCUAAUUAAUCUGUUGGUUUAAUGAUUGGAAUUUUGAUAUGGUGCUGGGUAUCUAGUGCAGCUGAUUAACAAUAACUACUGUGUUCCAGGCAAUAUUGUGUUUUGAUCACUUAGCAAUUGUCUAACUUAACUGCGAAAAAGACAAUUUCAUUUUCUAGAUUAAUGAAUAGCUAUGUUGUCCAUGUACUAUAGUUCUUUGUUCAUUAAUGUCCAUUGUAACUUUAACUGAUCAUACAUCGUUGAAGUGGUCUGAAUGGUUUGACAUAAGUUUUCCAUGAAAACGUUUUAUUGUGUUUUUAAUUUAUUUAUGAAUAUUUAUAUUUAUUUUUUUCUACCUUGAGGUUGAAAUGUGGAAAAGUGAAUUUGAAUGACACUUAAGCAUUGUUUGCUUACUGUUCAAGAUCCUGUCAAUAAAAGCAUUUAAGUCGAA
Molecule: messenger RNA, 2239 nt
Organism: Pantherophis guttatus
Lineage: Eukaryota; Metazoa; Chordata; Lepidosauria; Squamata; Colubridae
Gene: FOS
Product: Fos proto-oncogene, AP-1 transcription factor subunit
Biological process (GO): regulation of transcription by RNA polymerase II
Cellular component (GO): nucleus
Molecular function (GO): RNA polymerase II cis-regulatory region sequence-specific DNA binding; DNA-binding transcription factor activity, RNA polymerase II-specific
Source: RefSeq, a predicted model, not a curated record